GUUCGCACCUUCCCCCUGUGCCGCCCCAGGUCCCCGAGCUCCCGCCCCGGGUCCCUCCAGGCCGGCGACGGCGAAAGUGCGCAGCUGUGGGCCGAGCUGCAGCGCACAGUGAGCGCGGACUGGAGCCUGGACGGCGAGCUGCCGCCGCUGCCCGCUUUCCCCGGCCAGGAGCCCAGGAGCAGCCCCCAGCACACCGCAUCCCCCGAGGUCUUCACCGUAGGAUCGGAGACCUUUUACUGGACACCCUUCCCGCCGCCCCCGAGAGGAGGUGGGGGUCCAGGCCGCUCAUAUCGGGUGCUCCGUGGGGGCGGUGAGCACCCGGGGUCCCCCGCCUGUUCUCCGCAGGGACCCUGCACGCCGGAUUCCCACGAGAUUCCCUGCGCCCAGGAGCAGCCACCGGCGGAAGGGGCGCAUAGUCUACGGAGCUGCCCCCUGUGCCAGGCCGACUUCGCCCCAGGGCUGGCCCAGCUGGACAUCGACAGCCACCUCGCCCAGUGCUUGGCGGACAGCACGGAAGACGUGGUGUGGUGAGCCGCCCGGCUUGCUCCCCUCUGUGCGACACAGGGAGAAGCUGUGUAUAAAAACAUGUCGCUGCUUGUGUCCUGUUUGUUGAGACCAAGACAGUGGACCCUCCUUUCUGUCUUGGCUCACGCGCAGCAGAGACUGACCACCACUCGGACCCAGGCCCGGGCGGGCAAGCCGGCUUGUCUGUGCUCAGGUGACAGGCUGGGGCAGCACGUUCUAAUAACCCUGCCGUUCACUGCCGUAUCCGUUCCCCAGACAUGCUUGUCCUCAUGCCGCCUGGAACAGAAUUUAAGGCGGAGGGCGUCGGCAGAGGCGCCAUGGGUGGCGGACAGGCCGUGACCACAGCCUGGGCUCAGCCUCGCUCGACUCUCAGGGAGGCUGGGACGAGAGCACCUGCCAGCCGAUGUCCCCACGGUGCUGGUCGGCCAGAGUCCGAAGAUCCCGGCUUCGGUGCCAAUUCAGGCUUGACACCCUUGUCUCUGCCACGGGCACGGCGGUCACAGGGGGCCCAAUGUGAACCCCUGAGAUGAACUUGCAGAAGUCCAUUAUUUUCCUUUCAAAAAUGGCCUCCCCCAGCCUGGAAAAGAUGUGGAGGGAAGCUAAGUACAAGCUAUUAAGUGAAAGAUGCCAAGCCGAAAAGGCCACGUCUUGCAUGAUUCCAGUGACACGAGAUUCUGGAAAAGGCACGACGAUGGAGACAGUAAAGAGAUUAGUGUGUGAUGGAGGGGACGGGGAGGAGGGUGGGGAGCACGAAGGCAGCGAGACAACUGUACCAUCAUCACAGGAAACACGUGGCAUCAAACAUUUUGUCCCAACGCAUGGGAUGUGCAGCACCAAGAUGUAAAGGGGACCCUGGGUGAUGAGCUGUCCUUUGUAAGUCGUGCACCCCUGUGGGUGCUGACGGGAGGCUGUGCGUGGGGCGGGGGCACGUGGGAAACCUGUGCCUGCCCCUCAAUUUUGCUGUGACCCCAAAACUGCCCUAAGAAUAAAAUCUACUUUUAAAAAGUGGUUUCAAAAA
Messenger RNA from Pteropus alecto (black flying fox), 1543 nucleotides. It is a transcript of the gene FAAP20, whose product is annotated as Fanconi anemia core complex associated protein 20. The record is from RefSeq and is a predicted model, not a curated record. The transcript is spliced from 3 exons. The annotation marks the transcript as partial. Gene Ontology annotation, molecular function: K63-linked polyubiquitin modification-dependent protein binding; ubiquitin binding. Gene Ontology annotation, biological process: DNA damage response. Lineage: Eukaryota; Metazoa; Chordata; Mammalia; Chiroptera; Pteropodidae.